GCUUGUUCUGCUUCUUCAACGUCCUUUUGUUUCUCAUGGGAGCUGCCAUGUUCAGUUUAGGCCUCUGGGUUUUGAUCACCAAGAGCGCCUACGUCACCGCCCUGCAGUCCGUUUUCGACUCCUUCCGAAUCCUGCUGUACAUUUUCAUCGUGGUUGGCGCCGUCGCCAUGUUUCUCGGCUUAUGGGGCAUUCUCGGAUUCUACUUUGGAAUAAAAUUCAUUUUGAUGGCCUACAUCCCGUUCCUGAUAGUCCUAAUCCUCUUCCACUUUUUCCCUGGCUUGUUCGUCUACUUAAAACAGCAGAUGAUAGAUGACAACCUCGGCAAGAAUGUCCUCAGCCUCAUCCAGAACUAUAACCCAAUGGACCAGGCCAACCAGCACAAAGAGAUAACUUGGGAUUACGUCCAGGUCAAAAUGUCUUGUUGUGGCUGGAGCGGGCCGGAAAAUUGGAAAAACAACACCUUUUUCCAGGAUAAGAUGGGAACCUACCCAUGUUCUUGCAGCGACCACCCAACCAGCUUCCAACCAGCGCUGGGCAUCUGCAGGUUGAACACCGUUUCCCAUAAAUCUGUGGUAAAUGACUGGCCCGUGAAAAAACAGGGAUGCGGUACGCCUGUGCGAAAGUGGUUCAAGACGGUAACGGACACCGUGUUCCUCGUGUCCUUCCUCGUGAUCGCCUUCGAGAUUCUGGGAAUCGGCCUUUCGUUUUACAUUUGCGCAGGCCGAAACGUGUACGCUGUAGGUCACCGCUGAAGCUCCCCAAGCGGAAGACCGCUGCGGUUAAGGGGAACGUUCCCCAGAGGGGGAAAAAAAACAAAACAAAAACAAAAUUCCUAGUUUCCAGGUUUUCUUCAGGUUGUUAAGUGACGUUUUGGCAUGGCUGGUAGCUGAUUCGUUGAACUCAAGCCACACGU
This is a messenger RNA of Pantherophis guttatus, 913 nucleotides long. RefSeq names its product CD82 antigen-like. NCBI's taxonomy places the organism in Eukaryota, Metazoa, Chordata, Lepidosauria, Squamata, Colubridae. Gene Ontology annotation, cellular component: plasma membrane. The record is from RefSeq and is a predicted model, not a curated record.